Molecule: messenger RNA, 1098 nt
Organism: Cryptomeria japonica (Japanese cedar)
Lineage: Eukaryota; Viridiplantae; Streptophyta; Pinopsida; Cupressales; Cupressaceae
Product: putative leucine-rich repeat receptor-like serine/threonine-protein kinase At2g24130
Exons: 1
Coding region: 1-1098 (365 amino acids)
Biological process (GO): protein phosphorylation
Molecular function (GO): protein binding; protein kinase activity; ATP binding
Source: RefSeq, a predicted model, not a curated record
AUGGAGAUCUCAAGACUUCAAUCAUUGACUUUAUAUCUCAAUAUUUCAUACAAUUCAUUGACAGGAAGAUUGGCUUCCCUGGGAGGAAUGCAAUAUAUUCAAGCCAUAGAUAUCUCAUCUAACAAACUAUCAGGACCUAUUCCUGGCGAUAUUGGUAGUUGCUCAAGAUUGCAGUACCUGAACCUUGCCAAAAACAAAUUGGAGGGAAUGGUGCCAAUGUCAAUAGGGCAGCUUAAGAGCCUUGAAAGUAUUGACAUGUCUUUCAAUGAGUUGUUUGGACCAGUACCACGUUCUAUUGCAAAUCUCACCAUGCUUCGGCAUUUAAAUUUCUCAUACAACAACUUGAAUGGAUCAGUCCCAAAUCAAGGAGAUCUCAAAAACCUAAUUGCAACAUCAUUUUUGGCAAAUCCAGGAUUAUGUGCAGCCUCGGGCUGGUUGAAUUUACCAAAUUGUGCAAGCUCAACCGGAAAUCAUUAUGCAUUGAGCAGAAACAUUGUCUUGGGUGCUUCAAUUGGCACUAUCUUCACAUUGUGUUGUAUUAUGGGAGUAUUUUACGUUUUCUACAGAAGAAUUAAAAGGGCAUCAAUCAUAAAUAGCUUGUUGGGGGAAGGUUUCAUGCAAAUUUCUAGCCAGGAACUUCAUACAGCAACCCAUGGAUUUAGUCCCGCUAAUUUAUUAGGCAAUGGCAGCUUCGGGUCAGUUUUCAAAGGGCUCUUGUUUGAUAACAGGUUGGUGGCUAUAAAGUUAUUCAAUCAGGAUCCUCAAAAUUCAUACAAGCAUUUUGUCAAGGAAUGUAGAGUAUUGAGAAAAAUCAGGCACCGCAAUCUGGUCAAAGUCUUGUCCUCUUCCUCCAUUGGAGAUUUCUGGGCUCUAGUUCUGAAAUUUAUGUCACAAGGGAGCCUAGAACAGCACCUCCACGGGGAUGAAACUAGAAUGUGUAGCUUGAGUUUGAAGAUGAGAGUGAAUAUUUCACUUGAUGUGGCACACAGGAUGGCGUAUCUACACCAUGAUCGUUCUUCCCUUGUUGUUCAUUGUGACAUGAAACCCUCAAAUGUGUUAAUGGAUGAAACCAUGACAGCCCAUGUGGCUGAUUUUUGA